This is a messenger RNA of Fonsecaea multimorphosa CBS 102226, 2154 nucleotides long. RefSeq lists its product as uncharacterized. Lineage: Eukaryota; Fungi; Ascomycota; Eurotiomycetes; Chaetothyriales; Herpotrichiellaceae. The transcript has a single exon. The record is from RefSeq and is a predicted model, not a curated record. Bases 1 to 2154 code for a protein of 717 amino acids.
AUGGAGUCUCGAGAGCUUCCGUCUGCCGGACCAAUACCUGGUGAUGAACCUUCACACGACGUGGCAUUGAGGGAAGCUUCUGGAGAAAAGUCCCCUUGCGGUAGCAGCGAUAUUUGGUCCUGCGGCCACUGUGAAUCUCUGUGUGAAUUUCUUGCCGGUGUCAGCUGUGCGGAGGUUCAGAAAGCUGCACAGAAGGGAUGCAAUCGGUGCUGGAUUAUCGCAGAAGCCGUCCGGGCCCUGGUCGAGGAAUACAAGCCUAAUCAAGACGAAGAUUGGAUUGGACGUAUAGAGCUAUGCCUCGAGGAUGACGUGCCGGGAAUGCUUUCAUGCUGGCAGAAAAGCUGCUCAUGGGAUGUCUUCGAUUGGAAAAUCCAGAUUUUUGUGGAACAGUCGACGUCUAUAGCAGGUGAGCUACCGUGGUUACCCAUCAUGCGCAAUAUUACGGUAGAAGGUGCCCCAGAGGAUUGCUUGCAGUUCGCAUCCGAGGCUCUGCAGAAAUGUGUGCACGAGCAUGAGCGGUGCCAUAGCGAUUCAAGCUUGCGGUACAUCCCAAAGCGUCUUCUCGACGUGGACACGGAGGGCAUAGUCAAAAUAAUUGACAACGCUCCUUCCAGUGUUCUCCAAGGGACCAAAUAUGCAGCCCUGACCUAUUGUUGGGGGCCACAAUCGGUUAUCAAACACGAAAUGUUGAACAAGACAGCACAGGAUCUGAAGGAAAUGGCCGAAGGACCCGGAGUCCCAGUCGAGAAGCUCCCCCGCGUGUUCCAGGAUGCCAUCAAAACCACUCGGUCUCUCCGGUUACAAUACUUGUGGAUUGAUGCGCUUUGUAUCGCUCAAGGAGAUCCAGAAGAGUGGAAGACCGAGUCACUCAAGAUGCAACAGGUCUAUGCCGGUGCCCACGUCACAAUUUCAGCAGAUGCGGCAUCAGCCUGCAAUGACUCUUUUCUUGAGAUGCCCCACAGGAAAUUCAGACAAAGUAUCGAUAUUGGGAAAGGUCGGUUUGGCUCAAGCAUCUUUGCAAGAUUGAGCAACCUCAGAUUUUCUCCAGAUGGCCAGCUUAAUUUUGAAGCUUCCGCACGCGCUCCGGAAUACAAGGUACAUUUUCGAGGCUGGACGUUACAAGAAAGUCUGCUCAGCCCUAGACUGAUCUCUUUCGGGUUCGAUCAGGUUCAUUUUAGUUGUGCAAAGAGAGGACUAUCGAUGGAAGGGGGAGGGAGGACUUCCUAUAAACAGUUCAGCUUGGACAAACUACGGCAGCAGUGGCUACAAUUAGGAUCACGGCGACAAAGCAGCUCGAGAGAUUCUAAUGACAAGCUUUUCAAAGUGUGGAGGGACCUCGUGGAGGAGUACACGCGUCGAGACCUCACCAUACCAGACGACACGCUUCCGGCCAUCUCUGGCCUGGCUUCCCAGCUCCAACAACAUCUCAAUCUGCAUUCCAGUUAUUGCGCCGGUCUUUGGAAGGAGGAUUUCGUGAGAGGACUGUGCUGGAGGCAUGAUUGGUAUAACUCCAGGAAACGCACUCCGCCUACCAAAUCUCCUUCUUGGUCAUGGGUUUCUUGUCCUCGUCAGGUGGGCUACCCAUCUUCGUUAAGAGCCGAUCAACUUUUAGCCGAAUUGGUGAGUCUCGAUCCCGAUCCAGAAUUAGCGAGUCUCCAUGGCGCGGUCAAAGAUCGAGAGUUUGGUCACGUCGACUCUAUGGAGGCUACGAUAGAAGGGCCCCUGCUCGACGUUGUUCUUCGAAUAGAGCAAGCUGGGGAGAUAUGCAUUGAGUCGGUACCUGCUUGUGGCCUUCCGCCUGAAGACGUGGGAUCGGUGUUCUGGAUGGACAACUGGAAAGAAUCCAGCGAGGGAGUCCCAGCAGUGAUACUACAGCCUAUGAGAGAAGGUUUUCCCGAUAUCUUGAAGCAGGGCGGUGGCAUGGCACACCUCCUGGCCUUGGUCAGGGAUGAAAGUGAAUUACUUCACGACGACAUGAUAGAAAGGUCCUGGGACGAAGUGUGCCUUGUUCUGGUCAGGUCUACCACAAUGUCGAACACAUACCUGAGGGUUGGAUUUUGCAUAACCUACACCUAUGGCGAAGACGAUGAAGCCAAGAUGUUAUUGAACUCCUGGGUUGCAAAGUGGGAGCGGAAACGCAUUACAAUAGUUUGA